Molecule: messenger RNA, 675 nt
Organism: Leptosia nina
Lineage: Eukaryota; Metazoa; Arthropoda; Insecta; Lepidoptera; Pieridae
Source: the annotation of a GenBank genome assembly
AUGCCAGGUUCCGCGAUUGUUAAGUCAACAGAUUACUUCCACGAACCAUCUGAACUAACGUCGACAGCUCUCACGAAUACAUACAUACUUCGCGCCCGAAAUCAUAUAAGCCGUUCGGGAGGGGACUUCUACAUUUUCCUAUUUACAUAUUUACAUCUAAGGAGGAUCACUUCGUUUACGGCGAGUUCGGCUGCGGCUGAACUGGGAGCGAGAUACUUUCGCACGCACCGGCUCGUUAAAGAAGCGAAAGAAAGAAGUAGCCGGGCUCCUUCGAGGUCUUUCCGAGACGAGACACAAAAGCUCUCGGCGGUCUGCUUCACCGCAGUAGGCCGCAGCAGGCAAUGCGAAAUGGAUCAGAGCGCUCUACGAUGUGAAAUUGAGUCCACAUUUGGCGCUACCCAGGGAGCACCGCGCGGAGGUCAUGGACUAUGCCCCCCUUCAUUCAACAGACAAACAUACAUCUCGCUCGGUCCGCGCCGACUCGCUCCUCCGUCUCAGUCUCGGCUCAGUCGAAGCGGGAAGGCGGGAGGCGCGAAGGGCGCGGGGGACGACGAGCCUACGCGGAAACGCGAAGUCGAAGCGAAAAGAAUUAGGUUUUAUUGUCACAUCUCUUCCCGAACACGAACGUCCGUCGCCGGGCGCUCGCUCCUUCCGCGCGACUCAGUGAGGCAGUAA